Cornus florida is the source of this 1305-nucleotide messenger RNA. RefSeq names its product protein SOB FIVE-LIKE 4-like. The record is from RefSeq and is a predicted model, not a curated record. The coding region runs from base 504 to 950 and encodes 148 amino acids. The transcript has a single exon. NCBI's taxonomy places the organism in Eukaryota, Viridiplantae, Streptophyta, Magnoliopsida, Cornales, Cornaceae. Gene Ontology annotation, biological process: cytokinin biosynthetic process.
UAUUUGCAUUCAUAGCUACUUUUUAUUAAUGACAAAUCCAGAGAAGUAAAGAUGGAUUUUAUGUUCACUAGUGUAACCCAAUCACCAAAUGAGCGACCCUGUCCUUUCAAAUUCAAGGAACUUGGGGUUUUUAUGCCUUUUGUAAGGAAGGCUUCUCUUGCUUUUUGACAGCUUCUAGCUGUCUUCUGGUGAUAUAAAGUCAGAGAAUUAAUGGCCCAUUUAGUUGUCUAGGUGGUAAAAUUUAAUCCAGCUCUUAAAAUUCAAUAAAUAAAUACUUGGGUUUUUUUUAUGUUUCUUUCAUAGUAUAAAAAUGGGUACACCUGUUCUUUGUGUAGAGAGCUGUUUGGGGGUCAGAGAGGGAAAAGGCAUAAUGGCUGCCCAGGUGUUAAGAUUCAGUUCUUUGGUUUUCUUCUAUUAAAGAACUCUAGUUCUGUCUUGUAGUUGAUUCUUAAUUUCUUCUCAUCUUUUUCUUCUUUUCUUGCCUGCCUAUUGAUCAACAUAAUAUGGAUUCCUCCAAAAUCUUUGGAGUUGCAGAAGAAUGUCACAGCAGUGAAUCUGGGUGGACAAUGUAUAUUGGCUCCCCCAUAGAUGGUGAUUCAGAUGAUGGUGAUGAUCAUAGUGAUCAUGAUGAUUACGACAAGUACUGCAACAAGAAGUAUUAUGUUAAGCACGACAACGAUAGCGACGACUCCAUGGCUUCUGAUGCUUCUUCUGGCCCGAGUCGUCGAGAAUACUUGUGGGUGAAUGGUCACAAGAAUCAAGAGGAGGAAAAGGAGGGAGAGAAACAUUACUCAUGCAAGAAAGGUAAGAAUCCAGUGGAGAAGAAUAGGAAUGGAAAGAGGAAGGGAGAGAAAGAAGAGUCUCCCUUUGCUGCAAAAGGAGCUAAUAUUACUCCAAUUCAAAGUGGUGAAAAGGUAAAGAAAAACAGCUGGUUUGGCAAAAGAAAGUGAGAAUCUCAUUUCUGUGUUUGUUGUUUUGCAGACUGGUAGCUUGAGCUGAAAAUUUUGGCAGUUGUAAAAAUGAGCCAUAUUUUUGACUAUGAAACGUCUCAGUUUUCCAGUGUAAUAGUAGAAUCAAGAAAUGUAGAAGUUCCAUAAUUAGCUAGCACAUGCAUGUAUAUAUUAAUCUUUCGAUAAGCUUUUGUUGGGAUGUCCUCUUUACAGGUUUUCAUGUACUCCAAUACCAAGACACACAGCAAUCAUAAGCUUGCAUGCAUACACCAAUGAGAGAUUUAGAUUUUUAUUUUUAUUUUUAUUUUUAUUUUUUUACCUUGGAAAGAAACUCGCAUACCGGCACUAUAGCCCU